Molecule: messenger RNA, 3213 nt
Organism: Oryza sativa Japonica Group (Japanese rice)
Lineage: Eukaryota; Viridiplantae; Streptophyta; Magnoliopsida; Poales; Poaceae
Source: RefSeq, a predicted model, not a curated record
GAGACGGGAUGGGCAAGAGGAGGUGCAUGUGCGAGCGCUGUCACCGGCGGUGCCGCUCCUUCCCAGCACCCCCUCCACCGAUGCUGCUCCUCCGCGCCGCCUCACCUCCGUGGAUAGCACCACGCGUCAAGAUGGGCUGGGCGAGAGGAGGCGCAUGUGCGAGCGCCGUCACCGGCGGCCGGGCUGAGGCCGGCAACGCCGACCGCCCUCGCCGACGCCCUGAUCCGCCAGUUGCUGUUGCUGUCGCCGGCUGAGCUCGAUUCUGGUUGCUGUUGCUGCCGCCACCGGCUUCUCCCCCUCUCGUCGCCUGCCGUCGCCGCUGCCGGGCUUUUCCCUCCUCGUGGCCUGCUGUCGCCGGUGGUGCUUCCCUCCCACGUGGUCUGCUGCCGCUUCUCUCCUCUCGCCACUGUUGUUGUCGUCAGUGGGUUGGGAGAAAAGUGAAGGGGAGGAAGAGUGAGAGAGUGACAUAUGGGUCCUAGUGUCAUAGACCCAUAAUAGAGAGGGUGGAUGGAGAGGCUGUUGGAGUAAGCAACGGGUUUAACUUACUAAAUCAAUUGAAGAGGUGGCUAUAUAUAGAUGUUUAGAGAGUGUGAUUUGGGUGGUGUGUUGGAGAUGCUUUGACCCUCUAUAAAAUUAAGUUGAUACCGGAGCAUAUAUACGCACCUUAGCUAUUAGACCACCACCUUCUUCCGGACUCGUACAUGUGGAGGCUGAAGGUGUCGGAGGGCGGCAGCCCAUGGCUGCGGUCGGUAAACAAUCUCCUCGGCCGGCAAGUGUGGGAGUUCGACCCUGACCUCGGCACGCCAGAGGAGCGCGCCGAUGUGGAGAAGGCGCGCCGCGAGUUCGCCGAGCACCGCUUCGAGCGCAAGCAUUCUAGCGACCUCCUCAUGCGGAUGCAGUUCGCUAAAGAAAACUGUCAAAAGCUGGACCUUCUCGCUGUCAAGCGUGGAGAGCACGAAGACGUCAUGGGGGAAGCUGUGUGGAGCUCUUUGAAACGGGCCAUAAGCCGCGUUUGUAAUUUGCAGGCACAUGAUGGACACUGGCCCGGGGAUUAUGCAGGACUUAUGUUCUUUUUGCCUGGCUUGAUUAUAACAUUGCAUGUCAGUGGAGUUCUGAACACUGUUUUAUCAUCGGAACAUCAGAAGGAGAUGCGCCGGUACAUCUAUAAUCACCAGAAUGAAGAUGGAGGGUGGGGGUUGCACAUUGAGGGCCACAGCACCAUGCUUGGCUCAUCCCUGAACUAUGUUGCUUUGAGAUUGCUUGGGGAGGGUCCAAAUGGUGGAGAUGGAUGCAUAGAGAAUGGUCGAAACUGGAUUUUAGAUCAUGGAGGAGCCACAUUUACGACAUCAUGGGGGAAGUUCUGGCUCUCGGUACUUGGAGUAUUUGAUUGGUCCGGUAAUAACCCAGUGCCACCAGAGUUAUUACUAUUGCCGUAUCAACUGCCGUUUCACCCAGGUCGAAUGUCGAGCUAUAUCCGAAUGGUGUUUAUACCCAUGUCUUACAUUUAUGGAAAAAGGUUUGUUGGCCCAGUAACACCAGUUGUGCUAGAGCUAAGAAGUGAACUAUACAAUGACCCCUAUGAUGAGAUUGACUGGAACAAAGCUCGUACUCAGUGUGCAAAGGAAGAUAUGUACUAUCCACGUUCAUCCAAACUGGAUAUGUUUUGGUCCUUUCUCCACAAGUUUAUUGAACCAGUUUUGUUGCGCUGGCCUGGGAGAAAACUGAGGGAGAAAGCUCUGGCCACUUCCAUGAGGAAUGUUCACUAUGAAGAUGAGUGCACUCGAUACAUCUGUUUCGGUGGUGUACCCAAGGCAUUAAAUAUCCUUGCUUGCUGGAUUGAAGAUCCAAGCUCAGAGGCAUUCAAAUGCCAUAUUGCACGCGUAUAUGAUUAUUUAUGGAUCGCUGAAGACGGCAUGAAGAUGCAGAUUUACGAUGGCAGCCAGGUGUGGGACGCAGGUUUGACAGUUGAGGCCCUUGUGGCUACUGACCUUGUCAAAGAGCUUGGACCAACUCUUAAACGAGCGCAUUCCUUCCUUAAGAAUUCGCAGUUGCUUGACAAUUGCCCCCGAGAUUUCAACCGCUGGUAUCGCCAUAUAUCCAAAGGUGGAUGGACAUUUACAACAGCUGAUGAUGGCUGGCAAGUUUCAGAUUGCACGGCGACAGCACUGAAGGCAUGUCUAUUGUUAUCAAGGAUAUCUCCUGAAAUCGUUGGUGAACCACUGGAAAUUGAUGCACAAUACGAUGCUGUUAAUUGUCUGAUGUCUUUGAUGAAUGAUAAUGGUGGCUUUUCAGCAUUUGAACUCGUAAGGUCUAAUACAUGGCUGGAGCAUAUUAAUCCUACAGAGGCAUUUGGGCGUGUAAUGAUUGAAUAUCCGUAUGUCGAAUGUACAUCAUCAUCAAUUCAGUGUCUAGCAUUAUUCAAAAAACUUCACCCAGGGCACCGCAAGGAAGAGGUGGAAAAUUGUAUCAGCAAAGGUGCUAAUUUCAUUGAGAGUUCUCAGAGAAGCGAUGGUUCAUGGUAUGGUUCUUGGGGGAUUUGUUUCACCUAUGCCACAUGGUUUGCAGUGACAGGAUUAGUUUCUGCAGGCAGGACACUUGGGAAUAGCGCUACAGUUAGAAAGGCAUGUGACUUUCUCUUGUCAAAACAGCUUCCUUCGGGUGGCUGGGGCGAGAGCUAUUUGUCAUGUCAUGACGAGGUUUACACAAAUCUUAAAGGCAACCGACCUCACGGUACGCACACUGCGUGGGCCAUGAUUGCACUAAUUGAUGCAGGGCAGGCUGAAAGAGAUCCAGUGCCUCUGCAUCGAGCAGCCAAGGCUUUGCUCAACUUGCAAUUAGAGGAUGGAGAAUUUCCACAGCAAGAAAUUGUUGGAGUCUUUCUCCAAACUGCCAUGAUCAGUUAUUCCCAGUACAGGAACAUCUUCCCUAUAAUGGCUCUCACAGGGUAUCGCCGCCGAGUACUGCUUGCAGGCAACAUAUAGGAGCAUGAUUUUAAGUUAUGCCAGCUCUUGGCAUGUUGGUUUGCCAAUAAAGUUACAUUUCACCUCCCCUAGCAGCAGUACUCUCUACUGUUCUAGCGUUUGUAUUUUGUAUUUUCUAAGAAAAAAAUGUUUUACCGCAUUUACUUAGUUCCCUUUGUUUGUAAUAAAACAUGGAACAUACUGCUUCCUUGUAGUUACACGUGCGUUCUAAUAAGAAACAUUAUUAUAUCUA